AUGCCUGCAUGGAAGUCUCUUGUAAGCGUGCUGGCGCUGGCCAGCACAGCAGUUUCCUGCGCCCACCACGGAGACAACGAGGUGGUGCCUGAGCAUGAGCGCGAAGAGCUGCUGAAGAAAUGGGAUCAAGAGUGGUCCUUUUCCGGAAUCGCCAGCUUCGCGCAUCUCCGCACCGUGAAAUGUCUCGUUGAACCCAGUGAAAACUACGACAUCGCCGUCAUUGGCGCUCCCUUCGAUACUGCGGUCAGUUACCGACCUGGUGCUCGCUUCGGACCCCGCGCCAUUCGCGCCGCCAGCGCUCGUCAAAUGAGCGGAACCAGCUACAACACCCGUGCCGGAAUCAAUCCCUACAAUUCAUGGGCCAAGAUCACCGACUGCGGCGACAUUCCCAUCACGCCAUUUGACAAUGGCCUUGCGGAGCGACAGAUGUACGAGGCGUUCCUGGAACUGGGAUCGCGCAAGAUCGUCAAUGCCGCGCCGUCCACCAAGUCGAAGAACAAGAAGGAUGUCAGCAUCGGCGCGCGUCACCCCAAACUCGUGACUUUGGGUGGAGAUCACAGCGUCGCUCUGCCCGCCCUCCGAGCACUGUACAAGAUCUACCAAAAGCCCAUCACGGUGCUGCACUUCGAUGCUCAUCUGGACACCUGGAACCCCGUGCGGUACUCGGCCUACUGGCAGAGCGAGCAAACCCAAUUCAACCACGGAAGUUUCUUCCACAAAGCCAGCCGCGAGGGUCUGAUCUGCAAUUCGACCUCCGCGCACGCGGGACUUCGCACUCGCUUGACGGGCGUCGAUGAUGGGGACUACACCACCCCCGGCCCCGAGCAAGGCUUCAUCCGCAUCCACGCGGACGACAUUGACGAGUUGGGUCCCAUGGGCGUCGUGGAGAAGAUCAUGAGCCGCAUCGGGCUGGACCCGGAGCAGCCGGUCUACCUGUCCGUUGAUAUCGAUGUGUUGGAUCCAUCCACAGCACCGGGAACAGGUACCCCCGAGCCUGGUGGCUGGACGACCCGUGAGUUCAUUCGCAUCCUGCGUGGCUUGGAAAAGUUGAAUCUGGUCGGUGCGGAUAUCGUGGAGGUCUCGCCCGCGUACGACAACAAGGGCGAGACGACUGCCUUGGCUGCGGCGCAGGUCGUCUUUGAGAUUAUCACCAGUAUGGUGAAAUCUGGCGUCGAUGCGCAGUUGGGUGGAUGGUACGGACGUCGUGAGGAUGGAUCUGGAGGCGUGGGUGUUGUCGAGGAGGCUCCCGCGACUGCUGGCAAGGAUGAGCUGUGA
Molecule: messenger RNA, 1275 nt
Organism: Penicillium diatomitis
Lineage: Eukaryota; Fungi; Ascomycota; Eurotiomycetes; Eurotiales; Aspergillaceae
Product: agmatinase
Exons: 2
Coding region: 1-1275 (424 amino acids)
Molecular function (GO): metal ion binding; agmatinase activity
Source: RefSeq, a predicted model, not a curated record